AUAAGGGUCCCUUGGUCAUCUUCAAUCGUCACUGUCAAAUAUCUCCUCCUCCAGUUGGAAGAGCACUAGCUGAGGCACCCCCGCGCAACCGCUUCGUGAUGUUUCGCGCGUAUACGUCGAAGUCUUUGGUGAGAGGCUUUGCCUCGCCCAGGAGUGCCACGGCCAGGGCUGCGCGUCUCUCAUUAAACCGCAGCCUUGCCACCGUCAAAGUUCGAGAUGCUAAGGAACCUACUGAACUAGAUCACAUAACAACGCUUCCAAAUGGUGUUCGCGUGGCAUCUGAAGCGCUUCCCGGGUCUUUCUCUGGUGUCGGUGUUUAUGUCGAGGCAGGAUCGCGAUUCGAAACUCCCCAGCUCAGCGGCCUGAGCCACCUUGUCGAUCGUCUAGCCUUCAAAUCCACAACUAGUAAAUCCAGUGAGGAAAUUCAAGAGAUUGUUGAAUCGCUUGGCGGGAACAUACAAAGUGUUUCUUCCAGAGAAUCCAUCAUGUACCAAGCUGCCACUUUCAACUCUACAGUUCGUGCCGCAACCGAGUUACUCGCCGACACGAUCCGAAAUCCCCGCAUAACGGAAACCGAAGUUUCUGACGAGCUUGAGACUGUCCAAUAUGAAAUCACUGAGAUAUGGAAGAAACCAGAGCUCAUUAUACCCGAAUUGGUACACAUGGCAGCUUUUAAAUCUAAUACCCUUGGGAACCCCCUCCUAUGUCCCAUGGAACGCAUACCCCACAUCAACAAGUCAGCCAUUGAGGCCUAUCGGGAUACAUUCUAUCGCCCAGAAAGAACAGUGGUGGCCUUCGCUGGCGUGCCUCACAUGGAGGCCGUGCAAUUAGCCACGGAGUUCUUUGGCGACAUGAAGUCCACAGGACCACCACUGCUAUCGAGAUCUGGCUCGGAAACAUCAGUUGAAACCGAGGCUUCUACUUCAUCUUCAUCAUCGGCCAGCUCCACUCAACAAUCUUCCAGUAUCUUCUCUAAGUUACCUCUUUUCAAGAAAAGUCUCUCCACCUCCGCAAGCGCGAAAGCUGCUGUCAUGAAUUCUACGCCUCUCGUUCCGACACUGGAGGACAUUUCUGCUCCCGCUCGGUACACAGGAGGCUUCAUUUCGCUCCCUACUCAACCACCUUGCCCAAAUCCUAUGCAUCCCAGCUUCAGCCACAUCCACAUAGCAUUUGAGGGACUGCCCAUAGCCUCUAAAGACAUAUAUGCACUAGCAACAUUAAACACGCUGCUGGGCGGUGGUGGCUCGUUCUCUGCUGGUGGUCCCGGGAAGGGCAUGUUCUCUCGAUUGUACACCAACGUUCUCAACCAACACGCUUGGGUGGAGAAUUGUAUGUCUUUCAAUCAGUCAUACACGGAUUCUGGUCUAUUUGGCAUCUCUGCAUUAUGCACUCCUGGCAACACUCAGCGUAUGCUAGAUACCAUGUGCCAGGAACUUAGGGCUCUUACCUUGGAUACGGGCUUCUCAGCUCUAGGUGAACUCGAGGUACAACGUGCCAAGAACCAACUUCGAUCGAGUCUAUUGAUGAACCUCGAAAGUCGCAUGGUCGAGUUAGAAGAUCUCGGUAGACAAGUUCAAGUCUAUGGUCGGAAAGUACCAGUGCAGGAAAUGUGCCGCAGUAUCGAGAAACUGACCAUACAAGAUCUUCGACGCGUCGCCAAGAUGGUCAUAGGGGGUCUCGUUCAGAAUGAGGGGAAGGGUAGUGGCGCUCCCACGGUCGUGAUACAAGAAGCAGAUGCACCGCACUUUACAGCGAAGCCAAUGACCUGGGAAGAAAUUCAAGAUAGAAUCUUCCGGUGGGGUCUCGGCAGACGGUGAAACUAGGUUCGUGAGUGAAAACAAUAAUGGUGGAUGGGGUCUGCCGUUUUAUAAAUUCCCGGGGUACACACCAAUCUCGAACGGUGGCGCGGUGUACGAAUUAGGCUGCGGGAAGAAUUUUGGAAGCAUUAUAAAGGCCGAGUCCUAGCAUAGAUAAGACACCGUCACUUGUAUAUAAAUAUGUAAUAACAGCAUUAACGAAGAAAUGGCACAUUGUUAUGACUAUUA
Molecule: messenger RNA, 2045 nt
Organism: Xylaria bambusicola
Lineage: Eukaryota; Fungi; Ascomycota; Sordariomycetes; Xylariales; Xylariaceae
Product: peptidase M16 inactive domain-containing protein
Exons: 2
Coding region: 99-1817 (572 amino acids)
Cellular component (GO): mitochondrion
Molecular function (GO): metal ion binding; metalloendopeptidase activity
Source: RefSeq, a predicted model, not a curated record